Molecule: messenger RNA, 453 nt
Organism: Solanum dulcamara
Lineage: Eukaryota; Viridiplantae; Streptophyta; Magnoliopsida; Solanales; Solanaceae
Exons: 2
Coding region: 1-453 (150 amino acids)
Molecular function (GO): nucleic acid binding; zinc ion binding
Source: RefSeq, a predicted model, not a curated record
AUGGCGAGACAUGCGCCCACUAUUGUGGCCGAUAUGGCUGAUAGGGUAUAUCGUUAUAUGAUGGGGCUAGAUCAUCAGUUGGUGGAUAGCUACAUGGACAUGGCUUCUCAGCCAGGCGGGCAGCCUCAACAGUAUGGUAGAUACCCUUCCCAGCCAGCCCAGAGUGCACCCUUACAAUUCAUAAGUAGGAGGUUUGAUAGCACAGGGUAUUCAGGAGAUGGUCAGAGCUCCAGGAUUUCAGGAUCACAAAUGAAUAGGGAAUUGCAUCAGUCGAGGACACCUUUGAAUUGGUGUUCUCAUUGUGAUAGGUCUCAUUUUGGGGAAUGUCAUUUUGUUCCGAGUGCUUGUUUCACUUGCGGCCGUCAAGGCCAUUUUAUAAGAGAUUGCCCACUUAAGGGUAACCGAGGUGGUGUAACCCAGCCUACUAGGUCAGUUGCUGGUUCUUCAUCUUAG